AAAGCAUGGUUAUACGGCGGCGCAAAUCACUGGAAGCAAGCAUACAUCUCAGACAAUUCAGUAACAAUUAUAAUUUGUAUUGGAAACAAAACUCUUUGCCGAAAUCAAGGAAAUUAGUCCUGUAUCAUCGCCGUGCGGUUCUAACGCUAGGCCAGAUUACCAAUCGUGCCUUCUGACAAUUGACUUUCUUAACAUUAUCUAGCUUCUCAAUUUAAGCAUAGGAUCUUAUUAGUUAAUCUGCACUAUUUGGGUGGGAGGAGAGCGGGGCCAGCAUGCAGAGCUUGGGUCGCUUGAGUUCCGGGCAAGCCGGUCCUUCCUGCAGUCGCCCUAUUGGUCGAACAACACACUUCCUAAGACAUCAAAGUCGAGUACACACAGCGCUUCCGCUGCCACACCCAGUCGCAGCUUCUGCUGCGUUCGACGCGUCGUCAUCCGGCGACCAGCAACAAGCACAAGGGCAGGACUAUAAGCCUUUCCCCCGGCUGAAAGAGCGCGAUCCCUACAGGUUGCUAGGUUUAAGUCACGACGCGGGCUUUGAGGAGAUUCAGGACGCGCGAAACUACUUGUACGAACUCUACAGAUGGCAUGAGCCCAGUCGGGAAGCCAUCGAGCUUGCCUUUGACCACCUCAUCAAGGAAAAGCUAAGCGCACGGCACAAGUACGGCUUCCAGCCCAUCCGGACAGGGCGGCGCGGGGGCGUGCUUGGUCGCGCCAAGGCCUCAUGGGAGAAGAAACUGUACGACCUGAUUGACCCCACCAUCACACCCACCAACCUCAUUAACGAGGGAUCCGUCUUCUUGGGCCUGGCGCUGUGGGCCAUGUUCGCCACCGACCAGUCCUUCCCGCUGGCCGCCUCCUUCGCCUACUCGGUCUACAAGUACCAGCAGAAGCGCGUGAAGGCGGAUCCGGAGGGGCCCUUCUUCGGGGGCAACCCCAUCGUGGGCGCCAUCCUGACCACCGUGCUGGUGCUGGGAGCGGCAUGCGGGUUGAUGGCCGCGCUGACCACCCCGCUGGCCCCGCUGCUGGGCCCCCAGCUGCGGCAGGCGGGUGCCUUCAUGGUGGUGAUGCUGGUGGGGCUGGCCACCGUGUACCUCAAGUAGGGGGGCAGUGGAGGGGAGGAGACGGAGCGGGGCGGUGGAGGGAGGAGCAGCGGAGGAUGGAAGGAUGGAGAAUGGGAAAGGGCAGCGGAUGGAAAGGAGCAGGGGCAUAGGGGUGCUGCUGGCAGCAUACUCCAGCUGCGGAGCUUGGGGGAGGAGGGAGCACCGGUGACAAUGCAAAGCGUUGUCAGCCGUGUAGUGGUGUGCGACCACACGUAGUACAGCAGCAGCAGCAGCAACAGCAGCGGCGGAGGCGGCCGCUGUGUGGCAUGGGGAUAUGUGAAGUGGGCGGGGGCGUUCAGGAGCUGAACCCGACCGGCAUGGUUGGGAUGUGCUGGGAUGUGGUUGGUACUCGGUGCCCCGCUUGCCGGGCAGUUAGGUUGUUGGAAAUGGAGGAGGUGUAGUGGGGUCAGGUAGAGCAUUGCUGACGGUCACGUCGUGCUGAAGAGAGCACGUGCAUGUGGAUUGUCUCUCGUCUGGGUCAUGUGGCCUUGUGGGGCCAUGUGGGUGUUGAAAGACCUGUGCGCGUCUCCGCGCCUCGGCCUGAUGACUGUGCUAGGACGGUCAAAAAUGGGGUACUUUCCAGUUGACAGGUUACGUUUAUACCCAGCAUCGGAGGCAUGACAGCAGCUGCGGGGCAGGUUGUGGCUGGUGACAGGGUGUCUGCAUGUUAGUCAUACGCCACCGCCGCCGGGUUGCCGGCGUUCCUCUCUCCGGCCUCAUGGGGGGCUGUCGUGCUUUUCAUCUUGAAAGCGCUUUUUGCUUUUGAGAGGAGGUCAAGGAAUGGGAUCGCGUUGCCGGGUGCAUAUGCCAUGGGUCAGUCAGGGUAUAACACGGGGCAGGGCAGGGACUUGAUUGCAGUAGUCGAAACAGAAUUACAGAAGAGUGCUCUCAGUGCUUUGCGCUGGCAUGAGGUAUUGCAUGUGUGUGCGGUUGCAUGCGUUGGCUCAGUGGAGCAGGCAGUACGGCAGAAGAAUGUACGGACGUCCCGUCGGAUGCAGGGCGCCUAUUCCCCAUUGCGGUGCUUAAUGUAGCACCUGGUGUUGUGCAUGUGAUGCGGCUGACGGCUGCUGGGUAGAGGCACAAAAGAGCGAGAAGCCGCGUGCCUGCACGAAUGUGAUACACCUUAUAGCAGCAAGUACACAGCAGAUGCCAUACGUGCCCCUGAGCAGGCGCACACCACGGGUCGGACAGGG
Molecule: messenger RNA, 2293 nt
Organism: Astrephomene gubernaculifera
Lineage: Eukaryota; Viridiplantae; Chlorophyta; Chlorophyceae; Chlamydomonadales; Astrephomenaceae
Source: the annotation of a GenBank genome assembly